Arabis nemorensis is the source of this 477-nucleotide messenger RNA. The record is from the annotation of a GenBank genome assembly. Lineage: Eukaryota; Viridiplantae; Streptophyta; Magnoliopsida; Brassicales; Brassicaceae.
AUGUCGAAGAAGAUGAUCGUAGUGAAGACCUCCGAUGAUAAAACAUUCGAGAUCGACGAAUCAAUCGCAAUCCAAUCUGAGACGAUUGCUCAUCUCGUUGAAGACGAUUGCGCCGCAAACGUAAUCCCUCUCUCAAACGUCACAAGCGAAAUCUUCUCGAAAGUUAUUGCGUAUUGCGGGAAACGCGUCGCUGGUGGUGGUGAUCCCGAUACUUCUUCCGAUGAGGCUAAAGAAGAUUUGAAGAAGUGGGAUGCUGAGUUUAUGGAGAUGGAUCAGUCUAUGAUCUUCGAUCUUAUUCUGGCUUCGAAUUACUUGAACGUUAAGGGUUUGCUUGAUCUGGCUUGCCAAACUGUUGCUGAUAUGAUCGCUGCUUGCAAAUCUGCAGACGAGAUUCGUGCGAAGUUCGAUAUUGAGAACGAUUUUACUCCAGAGGAAGAAGAAGAGGUUCGUAGAGAGAAUCAAUGGGCUUUUGAAUGA